AGACCAUAGAGGAGUCGAGAGUCGAAUUGGAGAUGGUUCUACAGGAGCUGUCAAAAAAGGACGAUGAUAAGAAGACCAAUGAAAGAUUGAUGAAGAUCAUCGAAGCCCAGCAGCGGGCAAUUACCGACCUAACAGUAAAAUUAGACCUCCUACUGGAAACCGAGGUUUGUCAGCAACAGUGCCGUUUGACCUUGAUCAUGACCCGUCAGUAAAAUGCCCUCUGAUGAAACCUCUCCGUGUUAGACGUAGUAAUUUAGUGCAGUUUGAUGACUAGUAAGGGACUACCAGGCAUCCAUUCAGCUUUAAUGGGCGACCGAGCCUUGUCAGGAAACAGUUCGUUCAGCAGGGG
This is a messenger RNA of Acanthoscelides obtectus, 349 nucleotides long. NCBI's taxonomy places the organism in Eukaryota, Metazoa, Arthropoda, Insecta, Coleoptera, Chrysomelidae. The record is from the annotation of a GenBank genome assembly.